ACAGCCAAUCGGAAGAGUUUUCGGGAAUAUCGCUUAAAUUGGAAGUUCACCCAAACUUUGUUGCACAUCGGACGAAAGGGUACGAAAGAGUAGUAUGGAGCGGAUGUGACAAAAACAAGAGAGUAUUGUAAAGAUGUGUAGAGAUGCGUUUGUUGCAUUUGCGUUAUUUCUAAUAUUAUUUUGCGACGCAACGUCAUCGGAAUGCACGCAACAGGGUCCUUGUAUUUGUACGCUAUCGGACGGCUAUUACAAUCUGUCCGCCCUCGCUGAUCAAUUACCACUUGAAGAUACUCUAGGGGAUUAUACGAUAUAUUUUCAUCCGUGCACAAAUGUUAAAAUAAAGACACAGAGCAAUAUUAUGUGUGCCAAUGAAAGUAAAUUAUCGGUAUGCAUAUUUGAUAAGCAGAAAAACUUAACGCAAAGUUUUGGGACAAUAGAGGAAACGACAAUGAAACUGCCGAAAGGAAAUAAAUAUCCGAUUUUUGAAUUACAUCAUAAUAACAUUACAUUACAGAUAGAUAUUAUAUGCCUUCCUAAUAGCAACGGAACAAAUUUCAAAAUAGAUAAAGGGAAUAAAUUUCCUCCCUCUAGCUCUAAUCAAUACCGUUUUUUCUUGAUAUCACCAUAUGGAUGUAAAGAAUCGUACAAAGGAUUAUCCACUGGUUCCGUAUUACUUAUCCUCUUCUUUACUGUCACUGGAAUAUACUUUAUUGGUGGAAUCGUAACAUUAAGAAUAUUGAGGGGAGCAACAGGCUGGGAAAUGUUGCCAAAUCAUGACUUUUGGUCUAACCUUCCUCUACUAGUCAGAAUCCUUCUAGUGUUGUAAUAAUACACAAAACGGGAGUGGUGAUUUGAUAUAAAGUGAUGUUUUAUUAAUAAACAUUCCCUAUUAAAAAAAAUAUAAAUAUUUAUACAAACACUUGUUUUAUACUUCUUUUUUUACAUUUCUACGUACAUGUGUAUAAAAAUGUAACUUAUUUAAUACAUGGU
Camponotus floridanus (Florida carpenter ant) is the source of this 990-nucleotide messenger RNA. RefSeq lists its product as uncharacterized. Gene Ontology annotation, cellular component: trans-Golgi network. The record is from RefSeq and is a predicted model, not a curated record. Bases 134 to 826 code for a protein of 230 amino acids. The transcript has 5 exons. Lineage: Eukaryota; Metazoa; Arthropoda; Insecta; Hymenoptera; Formicidae.